Molecule: messenger RNA, 2475 nt
Organism: Sinocyclocheilus rhinocerous
Lineage: Eukaryota; Metazoa; Chordata; Actinopteri; Cypriniformes; Cyprinidae
Product: E3 ubiquitin-protein ligase MGRN1-like
Exons: 16
Coding region: 473-2122 (549 amino acids)
Biological process (GO): negative regulation of G protein-coupled receptor signaling pathway; protein ubiquitination; endosome to lysosome transport
Cellular component (GO): nucleus; cytoplasm; early endosome
Molecular function (GO): ubiquitin protein ligase activity
Source: RefSeq, a predicted model, not a curated record
GAAGAACAACGAUUUCCUUGUGUUGUGUUUACGAAAAAAACGGCAAUUAUUAUUUGGGGAAAACACCACGGACAAAAUUAUCUGCAGGUCUUUUGUCUUCCUUUUUAUAAUUUACUUUAGUGUGUUUAAUAUGCCUGUUCACCUCUUGUUUUAUUGAGUACCAGUUCGUGACUAGCUAGGUGCUGGCGGGCUUGCUAGUCAGUUAGUUAGCCAGUGUGUCGAGACUGAUCCGGCUGACUGAACUGAACAUUACAUAAACGACUGUACGAGACACAUCUGAUCCGACUCAGAAGAAAAGAAAUGCCGAUCAAACACAUGUCAUGUUAAUUUGAACACUUUUUCGUUUCGGAGCUGUUGCUGUUUUUACGCGGCUAAGGUUAGCUAGUUAGCUUACUUAACCAGCCGUGUUGCUGUUUUGUAUACAUAUAAUAACCGCUAAGUUAGUUUGUUCUGAUCGGACUGUGCUGGAGAAAUGGGUUCAAUUCUUAGUCGAAGAAUCGCUGGUGUUGAGGACAUCGACAUCCAGGCCAAUUCUGCAUACAGAUAUCCUCCAAAAUCAGGAAACUAUUUUGCCAGCCAUUUUUUCAUGGGAGGAGAGAAGUUUGACACUCCUCAUCCAGAGGGUUUCCUUUUUGGAGAGAACAUGGAUCUCAACUUUCUUGGUAACCGCCCAGUGCAGUUUCCCUAUGUUACUCCGGCACCCCAUGAGCCAGUCAAGACAUUGAGAAGUCUUGUCAACAUCAGAAAAGACUCAUUACGAUUGGUCAGGUAUAAAGAUGACGCUGAUACUCCUACUGAUGAAGGAUCAAAACCAAGGGCCUUAUAUGGAGUGGAGUUCACCUUUGACUCUGAUGCACGAGUGGCCAUCACUAUCUACUGCCAGGCUUUUGAGGAGUUCUCCAAUGGGAUGGCAUUAUACAGCCCGAAAACCCCUGCAUUAGUCUCUGAAACUGUAUAUUACAAAAGAGGGGUUAGCCAGCAGUUUACGCUGCCAUCCUUCAAGAUCGAUUUCUCUGAAUGGAAUGAAGAAGAUCUCAACUUUGAUUUGGACAGAGGUGUUUUUCCCAUGGUGAUUCAGGCUGUGGUUGAUGAAGGAGAUGAUUGUUUGGGACAUGCACAUGUACUGUUGGCAGCAUUUGAAAGACAUGUUGAUGGCAGUUUCUCAGUCAAACCUUUGAAGCAGAAACAAAUAGUGGACCGUGUCAGUUACUUGCUACAAGAGAUUUAUGGAAUUGAGAACAAAAACAACCAAGAGACAAAGCCAUCUGAGGAUGAGAACAGUGACAACAGCAACGAGUGUGUGGUGUGUCUGUCAGAUCUGCGGGACACUCUGAUUUUGCCCUGUAGGCACUUGUGCCUGUGUAACUCUUGCGCUGAUACUCUACGCUACCAGGCCAACAACUGCCCGAUCUGUCGACUGCCGUUUCGAGCUCUUCUCCAGAUUCGAGCUGUAAGAAAGAAGCCUGGAGCACUUUCUCCUGUUUCCUUCAGUCCAGUGCUGGCUCAAAGCAUGGAUCAUGAUGAGCACUCGAGCUCAGACUCAGUUCCCCCUGGCUUUGAGCCCAUCUCGCUGCUGGAGGCUUUGAACGGUCUUGGUGCCGUGUCCCCUGGCCUUCCAUCUGCACCUCUGUAUGACGAGAUCAACUUCUCUGGGAGCUUGAGUGGAGAGAGCAGGCAGCUCAGCUCACCUGACCACUCUGGAGACAGUGGCGGACAGAAGAGCAAAGUCAGCAAGUCACCCGACAGCACUCUACGCUCUCCAUCGUCACCCAUUCAGGAGGAGGAUGAAGAAAAACUGUCUGAGAUGUCUGAUGCACAAGCUCACAUGCUGCUGUCCAGCAGUCCUGCCCCCACUGAGGGUACGGCUGGGGAGGACGCCCCUGAUUCACUGUCUCCUGAAGAUGAGGAUCGACUGAAUUUGGAGGAAGAGGUGAUGAAUGACUGCAGCAGUGAGCACAGCAGCUUUACCAAGACUGAAAGUGACCCCCCUGGAGACCUUUCCCUCCCUGGAUUAUCUGGCUCAACUGAAAGUCUGAACACUCAGAGUACCUGCUGCUCCAGCCAGCCGCUCCUGGGUCCCUCAAGCCAUUUGCACAUGGAUGAUGAUGAACUGGAUGUUUAACCCUGCCCAUCUCCUUCUUUGUACAGCCCGACAUGUCUCCACAUUGCAGUUUGAUGCACUCCCAUUCCAGUAUCCCACUUUGAACAUGAUUGACUCUUGUUCCAGGCCUUUUGUUUCUGAACAUAACUGGCUGAGGCCGAUGAGCUUGUUCUGGUGGUGUGUCAUAUUUCUUGUGCUUGGUUUUUAGGGCUCUAUUUUAUCAAGUUGCUUACUUCACCCAAAGUGAUCACCCUUACGUUAUUCAAACUCUGCAUUAUUAUCUUCCAUGAAUCACUAAAAAAAGUUGGGCAGAAUGUCCAGUCUGCUCUUUUACAUUCCAUGAAAGUGGAAGUUGAUUUUAAAGUACUUGGUAA